GGAAAGUAAACGAGGGGCAGUCGGUACAUAAGAACUGGGAAAAGAAGCAACCAAUCCACCAAGUCAGGCGCGCUAAAAGUCUGAACACUGAGCACUCUUUCCGUAUUCUUUCUCGUCACACUUUUUAACCAUUCCACUCCACCAUUUCACACUUAACUUCUUUUCAAAUAUCAAGUCCCACAGUGAAUUCAAGCCGAGUGUGAGGGGUGCAGGAAAUGGCGGAUCCGCAGAAAAAAUGGGUGAGCGAAGAUGUGGUAACAUAUUCAUAUCUUCUCCUCUAUAUUGCACUCUCUAGUGGUCAGAUCUUCUUCAACAAGUGGGUUUUGUCUUCAAAAGAUAUAAACUUUCCUUAUCCUCUUGGAUUGACUCUACUUCACAUGGUUUUCUCCUCAAUUCUGUGUUUUGUGCUUACCAAGGUUCUGAAGAUAAUGAAAGUUGAGGAAGGGAUGACUCUAGAUAUAUACAUGAGUUCGGUCAUACCAAUUGGUGCAAUGUUCGCUAUGACACUUUGGCUUGGGAACACUGCUUAUCUCUAUAUUUCAGUUUCAUUUGCUCAGAUGCUGAAAGCAAUCAUGCCUGUAGCAGUUUUCAUUCUGGGGGUAGCAGCUGGACUCGAAGUGAUGAGCUGCAGAAUGCUUCUCAUAAUGUCAGUAAUCAGUUUUGGUGUACUUGUGGCUUCUUAUGGGGAAAUAAAUAUUAACUGGGUAGGUGUUGUCUAUCAAAUGGGAGGUGUAGUUGGAGAAGCUUUGAGGCUUAUAUUUAUGGAGAUUCUGGUGAAACGGAAGGGCCUGAAGCUCAACCCCAUAUCUGUGAUGUACUAUGUCAGCCCAUGCAGCGCUCUUUGUUUGUUAAUUCCAUGGAUCUUUUUGGAGAAACCAAAGAUGGACGAACAGAGGACAUGGAGCUUCCAUCCUCUUAUUCUAACCCUAAAUUCUCUAUGUACCUUUGCCCUGAAUCUGUCUGUUUUUCUGGUGAUUCAACAUACAAGUGCCCUGACAAUUCGUGUUGCUGGAGUUGUCAAAGAUUGGGUCGUUGUGCUGCUAUCUGCCCUACUUUUUGCGGAUACAAAAUUGACAUUAAUUAAUCUUUUUGGUUAUGCUAUUGCUAUUGCAGGUGUAGCUGCAUAUAAUAAUCACAAGCUAAAAAAGGCAGCUUUCCCAGGAAGCUCAGAUGAGUCUCAACCCACUCAAUCUAUACCUUUAAUACCAUCUACAAAUUCCAAUAACUAGAUGUAUGUGAAGAGCAGCGUUGCAACUUAUCUUGAUUUUUUGCAUGUAAAUGAUGGCAAGCGUUCAAGUUCUUUUAUGCUCUUAUUGGGGGAUGGAAGUGCUUUUCAAUGAUGCAUUAUCUGACAUACUGGCUCACAGUUUUUGCUUUAUGUGAAGCCAUAGUGAAACACAGUGAUUUUUGACUAGGGAAUGUACCUGUGGAUGCGACCUUUUUGAGUGUUGCUUCUACUUUUGAAUUUGGAGGAUUUUGUGAUAUUUGAGAAUAAGAUACAAAAACAGUAUACUUGAGUGAUGUAGAGAGUUUGUACCUUGUUCUGCACGAAAAAAGCUGGACUACAAUAUGUUGCAGACAUUUUGAAUUUGUGCACCACUUGGAUGAAAUUCUUUCAUAUAUAUACAAGGCUGUUGUUACAAUUAGAUUGUUAUAUUCUUUUCUGUAUUAUCAAUGUUCUGCUCUGUAAAUCAGAGUAUACGGCAAUGUAUUUAAUGUUUAUGCAGAAUAUUUCAGAAUGAUAGAACUUAUAUAAACAAAUAUGACUUCGUGUUGGUAAAAUGAGAUUUGCAGAAUGGGAUUGCUCGGCUACUGAUAAGUGGAAGAUCCAAUGGGGCUGGCUGUAUCCACUGUUGUCUUGAUAGCAGUUCUUGUCACAAAGGACUCUUAAAGGUUGGCUGCUACUACUGAACAGUUAAAAGUGAUGAAUAAGCGAGGAUAUGUAGGGAUUAGCUUUAGAUAUUUUCUGUCUCUGGCAGAUCUCUUACGUUGACUCUAAUGAAGGAAUUUUUGUCUCAAAUUUCCUUCACUAUUCCUCUGUAUUUGUAUUCUCAUGAGUUGUUUGUCUGUCUUUAAGGCUUGAGGUUAAUACUUAA
Nicotiana tabacum (common tobacco) is the source of this 2096-nucleotide messenger RNA. RefSeq names its product putative sugar phosphate/phosphate translocator At3g14410. Lineage: Eukaryota; Viridiplantae; Streptophyta; Magnoliopsida; Solanales; Solanaceae. The record is from RefSeq and is a predicted model, not a curated record.